UCUGUGACCAUACUUAUAGAGCAACCUGCAAGAUGGGACGGUGGUUUUUCGUGUGUGUUCUUUGUUCUUACGCGUAUGGUCACACGCACACGGAUGAUAACCUUGGAAGUUCAGUAGAGCUCAAACAGCCAGUGGUAGUGUCCUCCUCUGGAGAAUUUCGUGGAGGAUACAAUGUGACGCGGAGCGGGCGCAGGUUCGAGACCUACCGCGGCAUACGUUACGCGGAGCCACCUGUGGGCACCUUGAGGUUCCAGCCUCCCAUCUUAAUUCUCAACUACGAAAGUCCCGUGGAUGCGAGCGAAGAUGGUCCAGCGUGCCCUCAACCCACCAAACCAGGUUACAAUGUUAAUGAGGACUGCCUCACAAUCAAUGUCUACACUCCGCUUAAAACUAAUAGGUCCAAACCGUUACCAGUAAUUUUCUACAUUCACGGAGGUGGAUUUUAUUCUUUAUCAGGUCGAAGCGACAAAGCUGGUCCGCACUACCUACUUGAUCGGGACAUCGUGCUUGUUACAAUCAACUAUAGACUUGGUUCGCUUGGUUUUCUUAGUACAGGCGACGAGCUAGCUCCUGGAAACAACGGCUUGAAAGAUCAAGUGGCAGCACUUAAAUGGGUGCAGCGCAACAUUGCUGCUUUUGGUGGUGAUCCCAACAGUGUCACGAUUGCAGGCUGCAGUGUGGGUUCUAAGAGCGUAAUGCUGCACAUGAUUUCUCCUAUGUCUAAAGGUCUGUUUCAUCGCGGAAUUUCGAUGAGUGGAUCGCCUCUAUACGCUAUGCCUUCACCAGACAAUUUAUACCACUUGGCAGAGAAACAGGCACGAUUACUCAAUUGUUCGAUUACUGAUAACUCAAAAGCUAUUAUCGAUUGUCUGAAGAGGAAGACUUGGCGUGAGCUCGGAGACUCUUUAAAAGGAUUCAAUGAAUUUGCCCAUAACCCCAUUGUAAUUUGGUCGCCCGUGGUAGAGAUAGACUAUGGGCAGGAGAGAUUUUUGACAAUGCAACCACUUGAUGCCAUCCGCGAAGGAAAGAUGCACGCUGUUCCAUACAUCAUCAGUCAAACGACCGAUGAAUUCUUCUGGAAAGCCUUCACUAUAUUAGGGAACGAGACCUUGACAGAACAAAUGAAUGCAGAAUGGGACAGAAUAGCGCCGAUAACAUUCAUAAUGCCACGAGAAAAUUCAUCAUAUGCGACUCAGAAACUGUUCUCAGUAUACCUUAAUAACCAGCCUCUGCGCAAUGACGCUGAGAGCGCUAAGAAUCUUGGCUUGUUAUUCCAAGAUGGAGUUGAAAGUUUCCCAAUUCACAGGAUGGCCAAUCUAAUGUGCCGCCACUCUCCUUACCCUGUAUGGUACUACGAGUUCAACUUCAUUGGCACCCACAGUCACUACGAAGAUCCAGUUACCAAAAAACCAGUUGGAGUUGCUCACCAUGACGAUCUAAUUUACCUGUUUUCAAUGAGCGCAUUCCCCGCCAUCUCGACUGAGGGACGCGAUGCUGUUCUCGUGGACAGGAUGACCGGCAUCUGGUACAACUUCGCUAGAUACGGAGACCCAAAUCCACGAGGAGCAGGUGACCUUCCCGAGUUAGAGGGUCUCCAGUGGCCAGCAAUGAAAUCUGACGACCGCAAGUAUCUGCGCAUAGCAGAUGACCUCACUGUCCACGUUAACUUGAAGGAAGACAGAAUUAAAGUUUGGGAAGAAUUAUAUCCAAUUCAGUAUUAAUAUUAGUUUAUAAUAUACCUACUUACUGAACUAUUAAAGCUACUUUAUUAUUAAAGAAACUGAUGAAGUA
Messenger RNA from Maniola jurtina (meadow brown), 1791 nucleotides. Its product is annotated as venom carboxylesterase-6-like. The record is from RefSeq and is a predicted model, not a curated record. NCBI's taxonomy places the organism in Eukaryota, Metazoa, Arthropoda, Insecta, Lepidoptera, Nymphalidae. The coding region runs from base 33 to 1721 and encodes 562 amino acids. The transcript has 12 exons.